GGUACCCCGGAAAUGCUUCCUCCGCCGAAGAAACAAACUACUUGGUAUAUUACUUUGCUUGUUGACAUUUUUAAAAACCCACAUUCGUGGCCAUAUACAUAUAUAUGUACGUAUUUAAACCAGACCUGUAUUUUAGCCAGGUUAUAAAAAGUCGGGUUGUUUUUUAAGCCAGGUAAGCGAUCUCUGGUGUUUUUUUAAAGAUUUGAAUUAGCAUCACUACUGAGACCGCGCAGCGUGCGUCUGACAUCACCGAAAAGCAAGAUAGUUCCCCACUUCACAUCAAUCUAAACGUUAAUAUUUCCCCUUAAGUCGAAAUUACCGUAUUUGAAAUGUUUGCAACCGUGUAAAAUGCUAACUUUGGCUAAUAAAAUACUAAAUCUGAUAGGAAACGUGAUUUGUCUAAAUUGUGUUGUAUUAUGUGUAUGUAUGUGUUAUAUAGUAUGUGUUAUAUUUAUUUAAAAAAAGAAUCACAUUUCGUGGACUGAUACGGAUACUAGCUUUUUGUCUACAUUCAUGACUACACUGAUGGGAUGAAUACAUAUGUCUUGUAAAAAAGAAGGGUAAUUAAAAAAAGAAGUCCAAAUGUAAAUAUAUACACUACCGAAAGUAAAGUGACCAAAGGCGGAAGGAAUGGGAAAGAAUCAUCUUGAAGCGCGUGGUUCUUUACCCUGCGCUCUCUUUUCUCUCGGCUCCCGUUUUGCGUGUUGGGGGGAUGGGGCCGAGCCGAGGAUGAGAGACUUCAAAUAUUUACCACUUGGCUAACUAAAUAUCUCUUUUUAGAACCGAGUUUCCUUCCUUGCACUUGGACAUAUAAAUACACUUCGACUACGGAUGAGUUUUGGUGGAAUUCUGCGAAAAACUAAGCGGAGUGUUUGUGCGUCCACGACACACGCUUAAAAAAAGUCGACAAAAUGUAUUCCUCUGCUGGAGCUGCUGAGAUGCUUGAGGGACCCGGUUCUACUGGGUCAGUAAGCUCUGAACCCCCAUCUUCCCCAGUGCCAGAGUAUGUGUUCAAGCCACCAUCACGGCCAGACUUUGGCACCAUGGGCAGGACAAUCAAGCUCCAGGCUAACUUUUUUGAGAUGGAAAUCCCCAAAUUGGAGGUCUAUCAUUAUGACAUUGACAUCAAGCCUGAAAAAUGCCCCCGGAGGGUCAAUCGUGAAAUUGUGGAGCACAUGGUCCAGCACUUUAAAACACAGAUCUUUGGUGAUCGAAAGCCGGUGUAUGAUGGAAGGAAGAACCUUUACACUGCCAUGCCCUUGCCAAUAGGCAGAGACAAAGUGGAGCUUGAGGUAACUAUUCCUGGUGAAGGGAAAGACCGCAGCUUCAAAGUAGCUAUCAAGUGGGUGUCCUGCGUUAGCCUGCAAGCUCUGCAUGAGGCACUGUCAGGACGGCUACCCAGCGUCCCUUUUGAGACUAUUCAAGCCUUGGAUGUGGUCAUGAGACAUUUGCCUUCUAUGAGGUAUACCCCAGUGGGACGCUCUUUCUUCACUCCUUCAGAGGGAUGCUCAAACCCUCUUGGUGGAGGGAGAGAGGUGUGGUUUGGUUUCCACCAGUCUGUCAGGCCGUCCCUUUGGAAAAUGAUGCUCAACAUCGAUGUUUCGGCCACUGCGUUUUACAAAGCCCAACCUGUAAUUGAGUUUAUGUGCGAGGUCUUGGAUUUCAAAAGCAUCGAAGAACAGCAGAAGCCCUUGACAGACUCUCAACGAGUGAAAUUUACAAAAGAAAUCAAAGGCCUGAAGGUUGAGAUUACUCACUGUGGGCAGAUGAAGAGGAAGUACAGAGUAUGCAAUGUGACAAGAAGACCAGCCAGCCACCAAACGUUCCCUCUGCAACAGGAGAAUGGCCAAACUAUAGAGUGCACAGUAGCUCAGUACUUCAAAGACAAGUAUAAGCUCAUCCUGCGAUACCCCCACCUGCCAUGUUUACAGGUGGGGCAGGAGCAGAAACACACCUACCUGCCUCUAGAGGUGUGUAACAUAGUGGCGGGACAGCGCUGCAUCAAAAAGCUGACAGACAAUCAGACCUCCACUAUGAUCCGUGCCACAGCCAGAUCGGCACCAGAUCGUCAGGAUGAGAUUAGUAAACUGAUGAGAAGUGCCAACUUCAACGCUGACCCUUACGUUCGUGAGUUCGGAGUGAUGGUUCGGGAUGAGAUGACGGAAGUGAAUGGCCGUGUCCUACAAGCUCCUUCCAUACUGUAUGGAGGCAGGAACAAAGCAAUAGCCACACCAAUCCAGGGAGUGUGGGACAUGAGGAACAAGCAGUUCCACACUGGUAUUGAGAUCAAAGUGUGGGCCAUUGCCUGCUUUGCGCCACAGAGGCAGUGCACCGAACUCCUACUUAAAGCUUUCACAGAUCAGCUGAGGAAGAUCUCUCGAGAUGCAGGAAUGCCUAUCCAAGGUCAACCUUGCUUUUGUAAAUAUGCCCAGGGAGCUGACAGCGUCGAGCCCAUGUUCAGGCACCUCAAAUACACCUACCAGGGCCUCCAACUGGUGGUAGUCAUCCUACCAGGGAAGACACCCGUUUAUGCUGAGGUGAAACGUGUUGGGGACACGGUUCUUGGCAUGGCCACACAGUGCGUGCAAGUGAAGAAUGUUCAAAAGACGACGCCUCAAACUCUUUCCAACCUGUGUUUGAAGAUCAAUGUCAAGCUGGGCGGUGUUAACAACAUCCUCCUCCCACAGGGCAGGCCGGUGGUGUUUCAGCAGCCAGUGAUCUUCCUUGGUGCAGAUGUGACACAUCCACCGGCAGGAGAUGGAAAAAAGCCCUCCAUCGCUGCUGUUGUUGGUAGCAUGGAUGCCCAUCCCAGCCGGUACUGUGCCACAGUACGGGUACAGCAGCACCGCCAGGAAAUCAUUCAGGACCUGGCUACCAUGGUGAGGGAGCUGCUGAUCCAGUUCUACAAGUCCACCCGCUUCAAGCCCACCAGAAUCAUCUACUAUCGGGAUGGCAUCUCUGAGGGCCAGUUCAACCAGGUUCUUCAGCAUGAGCUGCUGGCAAUCCGGGAGGCCUGCAUCAAACUAGAGAAGGACUACCAGCCUGGUAUUACCUUUGUGGUCGUUCAGAAGAGACACCACACGAGACUGUUCUGUAUGGACAGAAAUGAGAGGGUUGGGAAGAGCGGCAACAUUCCUGCAGGCACCACAGUGGACACCAAAAUAACUCACCCAUCAGAAUUUGACUUCUACCUUUGCAGUCAUGCUGGCAUUCAGGGAACCAGCAGGCCGUCUCACUAUCACGUGCUCUGGGACGACAACCACUUCUCAUCAGAUGAACUGCAAGUCCUUACCUACCAGCUUUGUCACACUUACGUGCGCUGCACCCGGUCAGUGUCCAUCCCAGCACCAGCUUACUAUGCCCAUUUGGUGGCUUUCCGGGCUCGCUAUCACUUGGUGGACAAAGAGCAUGACAGUGCCGAGGGCAGUCACACAUCAGGUCAAAGCAAUGGACGUGACCACCAGGCCUUGGCCAAAGCUGUUCAGGUCCACCAGGACACCUUGCGCACCAUGUACUUUGCCUGAGAGCACCCAACUCCCAGGAAGGCGUGGGUGAGACAUCACUGAUGGAACGCACUACCCUCCGCUGUCUCACUGUCAGCUGUAGAUAACAUUACAGUGGUUUCACAUUGUGAUCUCCCUACCAGACAAACAUGUCAGUAACCCAAAUGUCUACAAUUGUACUUAAACCCACCAAAACCAUUCCAGCAAUUAGACUGUAACAUGCAAAAGAGUCAUUCUUUCUUGAGGAUUGAGCUGGAAGAGGCUUUAUUUACAUGUCGUGCAUUAGUUGUAUUUGUAGUUGUUAUCCGUUUAAAAAAAAAAAAAAAAGGGUGAAAAUUACGAAAAGACAAGGCAGAGUUUGUACGUUAAUAGAAGAAUUUUUUCUUUCUUUUUUCCUUUUUUUCCUUGCAGGAGGUAACAGUAUACAGUAGGGUGGUUUCACAUUUAGAAGAAGCCAGUCGCCCUCCUUCUCCUUUUGUUUUGUUAUUAGGCUCUUGGUGCUUGACGGGAGAAGGCAAAAAUCAAAAGAUGUGGGGGUCCAUUAACUGUUAUAUGCCUAAUGAUUUAGACCUCCCCGCAGAUAUUAUUUAUCAGCCUAUCAAAGCAAAGUGCACUGACCAGGAUGAGAGCUUCAAUCAGGACAAAAGUACUCAUAUAUAUAUAUAUAUAUAUAUAUAUGUUGAGGGUUGUUUGUGUUUGUUUUCCCCCCACAUAGGGCACUAUGUGAUGAAAAGUGCCAUUUAUGAGUAUCUUCUUUCUUUUUUCUUUUUUUUUUGCCACUUCUAUGUAAAACUAUGAAUUUUUCUUCCAGUAUUUGUCCUCUUGACACUGAUGAUCUUAUUAUGCCAACUCUGUUGACAGUUAAUGAUCUUGACAUCAGAUUUGUGUAACCCCUGAAUCAACACUUUUUUAAUUUAUUUUUGUUUAGUUUCAAUGAAGCUCUUUUUGUAUUUAGAAAUUUUGGGGGGGGCGGGGGGCAAACAUUUUUUUUUCCUCCUUUGCCCCACUGUUAAGUCUGAACUGACAAACCAGUGACCUGAGAUGUAAUAUAUUGGGACUGGUUCCCAGUAAGGACACAUUUCUAAUGUAUUCUGAGCCAUGUUGACAAAAGACACUUGAUUAGGAAGUCACCAUAGUGGGGAACGUGUUAAAAUCUGUGUGAUUCCCAUCUGUUUUUACAGACUUUUUAAAAUUUGAAUAAUUUCUCCAAUGGAUAUGCAUGUAGCUGGCUCAUGUUUUAGACAUUUUAGGCAUUUGUGAUUAUUGUUUAUUUCUUCCUUUAUACACAUCAACCCUACUUCUAUUUUUUUAAUGUAUAUAGCACAGGAUGGUGUAUUCUGCUGUGUCAUUUGUGUGGCUUGUCAGUAACCAGGCAUUCGGUACAGUGGAGUCAAAGCUGCAACAUUUUAGAGUUUAACUGAUUGAAAUUCCUUAAAACCUCUUUAACGUAGUGUUUGCUCCAAGAACUAGGGGCUGUCAUCGCACAAAAGCUUGGGUUUUAUGCAAAUGACUUUUUUGUGAGUCUUUAUACUAUUUAGUAAUGUUGGUAAUAAGGUAUAUUUUGAAUAAGCCUUCAGUGGAAGCUGCUGAAAGAUUAUAGAUUUUCUUUGUUUUUUUCUUUUUUAAAAAACUGGCCCACAUGUUAAAAAAAAUUGUCUAAAUUAAUAUUGUCUUUGUAUGCAGAUAAAUGCAAAUAUAUGGCCUUUUAAGACUGUCAUGUCUUACUAAUAACAUUAUUAUAUAAUAACAUCCCACCUAAGUUUUACUAAUGCUAUAAGCAGGCGAAUGUUGACGUAGUCUUGAGUGGAGGCGAGUAGUUUAUCUUUUCUAACUAUGCAUCAUUUUUAACCAAGAGAUUUAGCAGUGGGUAUCUGACAUGAAUUGGAGUCAUUUCUAGAGGUAGAUAAUCAGGGCUUUUUAUGUUGUUUUUAGCAUAUUGCAUUUAGUAGCGUUUCUUAGUGCUUAUCAACGUCUUCAUACCUUUCUAAUAGGAUGAAGUAUUUAUGUGGUCAUUUGUAACAUUGUAGAUUUUAUAGCCUAUAAAUUGGGUGUAUCCUUUGUAACACACAGUCUUUCCUAGCCAAACAAGAUUAUGAACUUUUACAUGAUGAAUAUUAAAAAAAGAAACAUAUAUAUAUAUAUAAUUAUAUGAAAGCACAAAAGGACAUCUCGAUUCUAGGUGCUAGAUGUUUUCACUGUAAAACACCUUAAAUCCUCACUGGACUGGUCCACAAGGCUCCGUAAUUGCAUGCUAAAAAACAAAAAAACAAGUAAGCGUCAUAAUGUUUAGAAUCUUUUCUCUCCCUUUGAUGACCUCUCUAUGGUUCCCUUUGUACUCAUGACCUGUAAAAGCAACUAGAAAUCCGACUGACUGUGUUUGUGGGGCAUUCUGAAAAAUCUGUACUUGAUAUUUACUGUUAUGAUGUCAAUAUUGUUCUUAUCGGUGCUGGUCUCACAACAUGUAAAUUUGGAUGCACUUUUGAUAGCAAUGGUGUGACUUUUAUAGAUAAUCAACUGAAGCGAGAGGCUCGGCCGUUUCGUGUGACGCCGGUGUAAUUGUGUGGAAAUGGCCGCGUGUACUACCUCUUGUUACCUGUUUUAAGUGUUAUGGUAACAUCACACUGCUGGCCAUUUCUGUAUAAUUACCUCUGCAAUCUAUCUAAUUGGCGCUGUUUGAGUCUUGCAUCUUGACAGAAGAGGUUUUAAAUGUUUGCUGUGCGUGAUGGUGAACGUGCUUUCUCAGUUUAUGUAGUUAUGCGAUUUAUUUUUUUAAUUUUUCACCCUCAUAGUUUUGCUCAAACUAAUGAGAGAAUGUGUGUUUUGAGUGUUGAGCUGUACGACCAAAUUCUUGAACUGUGUUUGUACCUACACACAGAUUUCCCUGCUUUCUUUCCUUUUAUUCUAUGCACCAAUAAGAAGCAGCAUUUUUUUUUUUUUUUUUUUAUUUCUAUAUAGAAUAAUAACUCCUUUGCUUUUCAGUUGAGCAGCAUACCAUCAAAUAUGUCACCCAUAUUUGGUCUGAUAAUUUUAUUUCAUUAUUCAAAAGUACAAGGUACAAAGUAAAUGUACCCAGUUGGUGCUGUGUGUCAGACCGGGGAAGUAAUCUAGAAAAGACUGCCCGCGGAUAGAUUGAUAGAGCCUGAAAACUAUCACGUAAUACUUGUUGAUGUCUGUGUGAAAAUGACACAGCCGAAAAUUUAUGUCGAAUUUCACCCCAGAGCAUUUAUUUCUAUGUACAAUCAUGCAUUUAAGUCCUUUAUUUAAGCUUUAGGUUUGUUUUGAUCCAGUCAUCUCGAUCAGAGUAGGUGGAUCAGAACAGAUGAAUUAAUCAGGAGAAGCCCAUCUUUGGCUCUGUACUUGGAAAUGUGAAUGUCUUUGUUCCUGUGUGAUUGCAGGCCUUUGUAACGCGACCACAGCUAUCUUCACUUACUCGAAUGUUCAGUUCUUAGACUGUUCCUCAAAGGGACGCGUCAGAAUAUAGUGUAAUAGUUGGAAGUCAUUCUCUAGAAGAUAACCCUCAUGUAUUGUUGACAGAUUGAAUCAUUUUUUUCCUGUAACAGCACAAACAUCAGAAACUGACUGGCUUGAAACUUUAAGCUGUCUUUUUUUUUUUUUAAAGAGAUGACUUUGAACUUGUUUCUGCUUCUUUACGUUUUACAUUACCUACACCAGCACCUUAUAAAACCUGGUCAAAAUGGCUUUUUUCUCCCUACACUUAACAAACAAUAUUCGACAAUGUGUUUUGUUUUUCUUUGCACUAAACAAAGGACUUAGAGCUAGUCAUGUAUUGAGAGUGUUUAUCAGGGGGCAGGCUGGCAGCCUUGAGUUUUGGAUUUUGGUGGCUUUUCAAAAUAAGAGAUGCACAGUCAACAAGUGUCGCCAAUCAUAGGCAGGAGAUUUUGGGGGGUUUGUAGCCGGAGCAUCAAUGCCACAGUGUUUGAGUAUUAAGGUUUGACACGGCUGUCACUGAAGACAGCCAUGUGCACAUUAAAUUGUAUUUAGUAAGGCCUCUUUUUGUCCAAAAUCGCUACAAACUACACAUAUCACGACUCGGAAGAGGCUUUUCCUUUUUCACAUAAAUCAUCUUCGUCACAAUAUAACAGAAUACUUUAUUGUCACUGUUACAAGAACAGUGAAAUACAGUAUGAGCUCAGUCAAGAAUGUUCAACAGACCAAUACUUGUAGCCUGGAUGAAUGUGGCAAUGCUCUUCAAGUGAAAUGCAGCAGUGAGGCUUUCAGAACAGCUGUAGUGCUGCCCCUAAAAACAUUCUCAGACAAGGUAAUUAAAUGCACACAUUCACCUCACUUUGGCUGUUUUCCCAGUAUCUUUCGGAGUGGCCAAAACGCGGAUAAAGCAGGUUUUAGAAAUAGCUUUUUUGUAAACUAAAUGGCAUAUCAUAAGCUAUUUUAAUCAGCGAAUUAUUUUUCAUAAUAGUGGGUCUUUAGUUUUUAAGAGGUAAUGAUAACAUUUCUCCAAAUGAUAACCAUCAGCCUUUGCAUUUUUUUGUUUGUUUUUUGUUUUUAUUAAUAGUAUUCUUUUUAAUUUAUUUUCUUCUUUUUUUUAAUGGUCAUGGAGUACAAAAUAAAAGCCGGCUUUCUAAUGAAGCAGUCCCCAUUACAUGAAUUAAUUCCAUACCAUUACCCUCUGUAUAGUAAUGUCUCCUCUUUCUGCCGCUUAUCUGUCUCUUGUGGAGAAAAUCUUGCUGUUAUAAAGAAAUCUCUUGUAGAGUAGAUCCUAUUUUCCUAGCUCCAUAUAUUAAAAAUGAAUGUAAUUUGAACCUGCGUGGUUUGUAAUGUUGUAUAGGCUAUCCAUCCAGUACAUUUAUACUCCUCUUUGCAUCUUAUGUACAGCCUUUUCUUUCUGUUUUCUUCCCUUUAUUUAUAGGCUUUAUUAAUUCCAGAAAGUAUUGUUUUCUUCUUCUCAGUCAUUUAAAUAUUGCCCAUGUCACAGAUCAUAUAAUCUUUUUAUUUUUAUUCAUUCUGAUUAACAUGAAAGUAGUAAUUCUACAGUUGUGCUGUCUUUCUCUGGAUGUUGGCUACUGUACUUUUAGGAGACAUAUGUUUCACACUGGUGCAAAGAGUAGCCAUCCUUUGAGUCCUGGCAUCAUACUUGUGUGAGGUGCUAAAACAUAAGCGCUUUGUGUGUAUAUUAGGUGGUUUGCGUAGGUGUGUGAUCUUGUUUGCUGUUGGAUUUUAAACUUAUGCUUAAGCCCUCGGGUCUCGUAUUCCUGUCCAGCCUCUACAGAGCUGUCUUGUAAAAUCGUCCCUGAAUUAUUACAUUAAUUAGUGCAGUGCCACAUAAAUGCAGAGAAGCUUUUUGUUUUAAGUGUUGCUUCUGUUCCUCAUUUGUAUUGCUACGCAGCUGGUUUUUUUUGUUUGUUUGUUUGUUUGUUUUUUUUAGAUCUAUAACUGACCUUUUAUGAUAUACGUGGCAUAUACAUAACAUCCCGCUCCUGUUUGACAUAGUUUUUUUUUUUUUUCUAAAUAAGCAUCACUUUGUCUCUGACAGUUACGCCAAUGUCCACUCAAUUACCUGUAACCAUGUGAUGCCAGUUUGGUAUCCAUAAAGUUUGCCUGUAUUCUUGUUUUAGCUACAAGUGUCAACAAUUAGUAUAAAUUCCAGUGGUGCACCAACAAGGAAAGACCUUUUCAAUUUCAUUGGAUGCAGCUGUUUCAUUCACUUUACCUUGGAUGUGUUUAAGACGUUAGUCACACAGGCGUAGAGACCAGUUGAGGACUGCCUGGCAACCAUUUUUCAAUGUGGCUGCUGGAAGUGUUUUUUGUUUUUUUGCGGUCACUACGUCAAAUUGGCUGCAAAGGGGUAUACAGCGCUAAGCCAAAAUUCUCCUUGCAGUUGUUUUGGUUGCUAGCACAUUUCCAUGGUUGCUUCUAGUUUGCAUGGGAGAUGCCAACUUGUCUGCAAACACUUAGCAACCACCACCGAGCAGUAGUGAAACUGUGAAAAGUGUGACACAAACUGGAAAUAGUCAUGGUUUGCCGUCAGAGUAAAAGAUGUGACUUUGGAAACGUGUUGGUUUCAGCUAAGAUUUCACUUUUACUAUGACAGUUUUUGUUUUGCAUCGCACUUUUCACAGUUUCACUACCACUCUGUGGUUAAUUGGCAAGUGUUUGCAGACAAGUUGGGAUGUUCCAUGCAAAAUAUAGGCAACCAAACUAUUCACUAGAAGGUUUUUUGUGACAGCCAGCAACUUCCAGCAACCACUUAACACCUAGUUGGGAAUAGACAUUUUUCCCUGGCCACUUGAGGUUUCCAGGGAUCGCCAACCAGUCUCUAGAUCUGUGUGACUGAAGCCAAAGAAACGGGAGUGCAAGAUUACAGUGUUGGUUCUACUACUUUGUUUCUAAUUAAACAUCUAGUGGAAAAAUAGCCAGGAAAAUGUCUUGAUCAUAAAAGGAUCAAUCCCAGUCAUUUUGUUAGCACUUGAAUUUUCCUUAUCCACUGAAUAUUUUAAUGUCAAGCAGAUGGUUUGGUAUGCUUGAACUGCACUUUUUUAAAUCAUUGCCUGCAGGAUGCCAUUUUAUCCUAAUCUCUUGUCUAUAAAUUGUAAUUGAAUAUAGCUAUUUCUGUGCAUUCACAAGUGAACUUCUAAGAGCUCCUCUGGCAACCAGCAGGGUGCAGAAAAGCACACAGUAAUCUGGCAGCUGUGGCAUUGACAGGUGACACAUCUGCAUCCAGGUGGAUAUUCAGGGUUAGACUGGAUGACGUAGUAAAUCAGAUCGAGACUGAGGAGAGCUGUUACAGAACUUAACCAAGCCAUUGCCAUUCAGCUGAACUAUUUGAAUCCAAUCAUGCAAGACUUGUGGGUAUUUUUUAUUUGUAUUUUUCCAAGCAUUUUCAGUCUUGUGAACGACUUGGCUUUUUAUUUACCGACUUGGAUAAAACUACCUCAGAGCAGUGUCGGGUGCUAGCUAAUAUUAUCCCUAAUUUAUGAGUGACAACAAAAUGAAGAAAUUGUAGUGACCAAACCAAUGAAAGCCAAUAUCACAUAAAAGCACUGUCUGUUUUGGUGGGUUUUCACCCUUAAUAAGUAAUCCUGCAUGGACUGGUUGGUUGCUUUAGUUGGUUACAUUUUACCGGACCAAAUUUUUUACUAUCGGGAGUCUCAUUGUUUGUAAUGUGAGUCGAUGAAGACAGCCAAGCACAAUCUAGGACUUGUUCACGUGUAAUGCUAACUGUAAAAGAUGUCUGGAUUUUUUUAAAAGGUGCCAUCGUAAUUGCUAAUUCAUGACAUGUAGAUAAUCCAGCAAAACCUGUUGAUUUUAAAAAGGUGUUUGUAGUGACGACGAAGGUUUGCGGAAAGAUGUAUGCACAGCAAUAAAUUUCCUGAGCGUGGGCUGCAGAUUGUUGGUGUUUUGGGUCUUUUUUUUUUCUUUUUCUUUUUCUUUCUUUUAACCAGUCUGUCCACUUUGGGCAGGCUUUUAGUUGGCAGGACAAAUGCCUGUGAGAUCAGACAAACUUAGUCUCAAUUUAUGGAACCAGCUUCUUUUUCAGUUUUUGUUUUGCCAGCAAGUUUAGAAAUAUCAAGGCUUCAUAGUGAACAGAGCCACGCUGUUAUCAAAUGCCUACAUGUUUUUUCAACCCAAACUGCAAUAAAAUCCAGGGUGGAUUUCCCCAUCUGGUACUCACCACACUCAAUGCCAUUUUUUUUUUUCUUUUUUUUUUCUCGCAGGGAGAAAUGUGUAGUUUUGCAUGUCACAUUAACAAAGGGAAAAUCCACGUCUGAAUACACUUCACACAAAGAAAAACCAUUGAAAUUCGACGCAAGGCACACGUGAGGUCGUGUGUGGUUGUUGAGUAAAGGUCGUAGCGAUUUAGUCCAAACUGAAGACAUCCAGCGUGCGCUCGUGGUUCGACGUGUGCCUUUUGUCGGAUCUCUCUGUCUCUGUCUCUGUCUCUCUCUCUCUGUCUGUGCAUUGGGUUUUGUGAGUCCUUUCAAAAUAAAGUUUUGACUAAAAUCUGUCAUGCCGCAUAAAAAGUAAAAAAGAAAAGAAAGUUUUAACUACCAUGCAACCUCGUGUGUAGAUGCUGCAUAGAACGAUCAGUAUUUGUGUUUUGCACUUUCAAAGCGGUCUCAAGAAAAAGAAAAAAAAGAAAGGAGGCCCAUCUGAGAUUGGGCUGAAAAUAAGAAUAAAACUGACGAGGUAUUUUAUGCUAUCAAUAGGAAUUAUAAGGAAUAAUAUGACUCGGAGGAGCUUUUCUAAAAACGUUGAUAUAUCUAUAUAUUCAUGAAGUACCUCAUAAGCCUGAUAUAUGCUGCAUUGACCUUUUUUUGUUUUGUUUUUUUAGUGUGCUUCAUAUUGUCCAGUAACAUAAUUUUCCCCUCUAGGGAGGUUUGAAUGUCACUUCAGGCUGUGCCCACGCUGAUAGCUCUUCUUGUAACAUGUUACACCAUGUGGCCAAAUAACGUGUCAUUUAUGCAAGUCAUAAUGUCGAUCAGAAUAUUCCUAGUCUCAUUUCUGUGUCCUUUUCUAAUUUUUUUUUUGCAUCUUUCCUGCAUGUAUGUAGCCAAAAAAAGAGAGAUUGGGUUCAGUUAACCAAGGGUUGACGUGCAUCGAGCAGCUGUGGUAAAGCGCGACUGUUUACUCAGGCACUGACAUGUAAGGGCUGUAUCUGCUCACCCUGUCCUCCACAACUCCAUCCCCUCCCGUGCACUUCCCUCCACCCUGACACCCUUUUGUCUUAAAAUAGCCUUAGAUCUACAAGUGAGGUUCCUAUUUGGCCUUAAACAAAUUAUGCACUACAGUUUCACAGACUUGACAAAGAGCUCGAUUCCCAUUUAGACACGCUUUCUUUAAGACUUCAUGUUAUCUACCUCCUGAGAAUGUACAGUCGGUCCUGGAGUUGCAGUUGACUACAAAACUUUUUUUGUUGUUGUUUUCUGACAGAAGACAAUCAUCUGCGGACUUACAAAAUUGAUACAAAAUUAACUCAGAACUAAUACCAGGACACUCCUUUUUUUUUUUUUCUUUCUUAUAAUUAUAAGCCAUGACGGAGAAGCAAAGUGACCAAAGUCUCUUGGCAGAGACAGCCCUGCAAAGCCGCGUGAAUUCAAACCUCCCUUUCCUCCUGUCAUUUUGAGCUCACUUAUAUUUUGCAUAUAUUUUAGUUUCUGUAUCUCUUUUACUCCCUUAUUUAAACCACAACAUGCCAAAACUGAAUUUGCUGUCAUUCCUGUUCUGGUGAGGGUCUUUUGCUCAUUUCAUAUGUUUCAAAUCCACUGCUAAGCUCCUUGUUCUUGAUAUUGUAAGCUUUGAUUUCUCUUUUACGUUUUCUUUUUCUUUUUUUUUUUUCUUUUUGUAACAAUUAUGCUUACAGAACACAAGAUAUGCUGUAAACCCUGUUAGGACAUAAUGUGAAUACGUAUCACUUAAUAUAGUUCGCUCUUUGGCUUGACUGUAAGUUGCAUUAAUUAAUAAAAAUGUUUGAAAAAGGU
Messenger RNA from Oreochromis niloticus (Nile tilapia), 12958 nucleotides. It is a transcript of the gene ago2, whose product is annotated as argonaute RISC catalytic component 2. Bases 912 to 3524 code for a protein of 870 amino acids. The record is from RefSeq and is a predicted model, not a curated record. Gene Ontology annotation, molecular function: protein binding; RNA binding; endoribonuclease activity, cleaving siRNA-paired mRNA. Gene Ontology annotation, biological process: regulation of DNA-templated transcription; regulatory ncRNA-mediated gene silencing. Gene Ontology annotation, cellular component: RISC complex. NCBI's taxonomy places the organism in Eukaryota, Metazoa, Chordata, Actinopteri, Cichliformes, Cichlidae. The transcript is spliced from 20 exons.